Molecule: messenger RNA, 951 nt
Organism: Danio rerio (zebrafish)
Lineage: Eukaryota; Metazoa; Chordata; Actinopteri; Cypriniformes; Danionidae
Gene: or80a9
Product: odorant receptor, family 80, subfamily A, member 9
Biological process (GO): G protein-coupled receptor signaling pathway; signal transduction
Cellular component (GO): membrane; plasma membrane
Molecular function (GO): G protein-coupled receptor activity; olfactory receptor activity
Source: RefSeq, marked provisional
AUGGCAAAUGAAACUUACAUGAAAAAUGUUGACAGCUUUAUAAUAACUGGAUUUGAUCACCUGCAGAACCAAAAGCUUCUUGGAUCUCUCAUCUUGAUAUCCUACAUGUUUAUAUUGAUUGGGAACAUUAUCAAUCUGUGUAUCAUCUCAACUGACAGACAUUUACACAAACCAAUGUACAUAUUAAUCUGUAAUCUAGCUGUUGUUGACAUAAUGUACUCCUCAACCUGCAGCACAACCAUGAUCUCAGUGCUGCUGGCUGAGAUUAAAAUGGUUUCAUACUACUCUUGCAUCACCAGAACGUUCUUCUAUCAUGUUGCAGAUAUUGCAGAGUGCAUGGCUCUGACAUUAAUGGCAAUAGACAGAGUUGUUGCCAUUAGACUUCCUUUAAGGUAUCACAGCAUUGUAACAAACUUGCGAACAUUUUGUUUUAUUUUUGUAACCUGGCUCAUGGGUUUUGCAGCAGUAGGUUUUUUUACAUCUGUGUUGGACAAGUCCCCAUACUGUCAGCCUCUCAUCAAGUAUGCGUUCUGUAGCUAUUCAUCUCUUGUCCGAGCUGCCUGUGUUGAUCCUGAACCCUAUUUUGUAAUUUCUACAAUAUAUAGCAUGGUGCCAUUGUGUGGACUGUUUCCCUUUGUUAUGUGCACAUAUGCUUUUUUGGCAUAUAGUGUGACUAAACUGUCCAACUCAAGCAGAAAGCAAAUGAUCAACACUUGCUUGAGUCAUUUAAUUGUCCUGCUCAGUUAUUAUGCACCAAAGGUGGUCACUAUUUUACUUACUAGAAUAGGUGUUGUUUUGACUGUAACGGAUCGAAAUGCCAUUUUAAUUGCUGCCUCUCUUGUGCCGCCUUUAAUAAACCCCACCGUUUAUUGCACCAGGACUAAAGAAAUCAGGAGACGAUUAUCAGACUUCUUUUUGUCCACAAAAAUAUUACCUAAUAAUUUCAAAUAA